Messenger RNA from Ctenocephalides felis (cat flea), 870 nucleotides. Its product is annotated as transmembrane and TPR repeat-containing protein CG4341-like. The record is from RefSeq and is a predicted model, not a curated record. NCBI's taxonomy places the organism in Eukaryota, Metazoa, Arthropoda, Insecta, Siphonaptera, Pulicidae. Gene Ontology annotation, biological process: protein O-linked glycosylation via mannose. The coding region runs from base 1 to 870 and encodes 289 amino acids. Gene Ontology annotation, molecular function: mannosyltransferase activity; protein binding. Gene Ontology annotation, cellular component: endoplasmic reticulum membrane. The transcript is spliced from 6 exons.
AUGCGAGAUUAUGGUAAAGCUGUGGAAUCUUUUCAAAAGGCCAUACAUUUCAGACCUUCUUUAGCAGUGGCCUAUUUAAAUCUCGGAGCCUCUCUAAUAGCGUCCGGCAGAUGUCAGGAAGCCGCAGCGGUUUUGCGACGUUGUUCGCGGUUAGACGGCUCUGGCCUACGAGACAGGGCCGCACAUGAAGCAGCAAGGCUGGGUGCCCUUUUGCAACUGGGUGGAUUGUACUCAGAACAAGGAAGGCUGCAGAGGGCCUUGGCUGUCUAUAGAGAAGCUUUGCACACGCUACCUGAGAGGUAUCCUCCGCAGGGUAUUUAUCACAGACUAGGAGAUACCCUAGCAAGGCUUAACCAGUGGACAGAAGCUGAACGUUUUCACAGGGCCGCUUUGGACGCCCAACCAGACCAUGUGCCGGCCCAUCUGUCGUAUGGAACCAUGCUUGCCCAAAAUAGUAGUAGAGCAGCUGAAGCAGAGCAAUGGUUUAAAAGGGCCAUGAAGUUGGCCCCGAAUGAUCCUAGUGUUUAUCAUCACUAUGGUGAAUUCCUAUCGAUGGUUUCGAGACACGCAGAGGCGUGCGCGGCCAAGGUGCACGCAGCCGAAUUGGCCCCUACGGAUUACGCACUUGUGGUUGGCGCCGCCACUGCUCUGCGGCUUAUGGACCGCAAGUCAGAGGCGGAGUAUUGGUAUCGACAGGCUGUCAAUUUGAGGCCCGAUGACGCAAGAUCUCACACAAACCUCGGUGCAAUUUUGCACCUCCAGGGCCGCACCAGUCAAGCGGCCGCAAGUUACCGAGAGGCCCUUCGACUUCAACCCGGAGACCCAACAACCCUGGCAAACCUCGCCAAACUCUCAACGGCGGAUGCGUAG